AGCAACAAAAUGACAGUCGUUAAAACACACUACAGGUAAAACUUCAGAAAAGUGUCAAAAAGCGUGGCUGCUAAACUUGAGGUUUUGCUUUAAUGUAGAGCAUGGUAUAUAAGUUGUAAAGCUAAAACAAUAUUAAAAGUUCAAAAUGGAAAGAGUUCAAUCUAUGUUUAGUAAUGCUUAUGGUUCCCCUGCCGGUCAUUUGGUUGAACGAGCAACCAGCUCGAACCUGGAAAGUGAGGAUUGGAGCGUAAUAAUGGAGCUUUGUGACACCAUAAACGCAUAUGGUGAUGGUACUAAAGAUGCAGUGAAAGCAAUCAAGAAAAGAAGCGCGGGUCACAAAAGUCCAAAACAGGCAUCGCUAAUUUUGUCAGUUGUUGAAGCCUGCAUUAAAAAUUGUGGGGAGUUGUUUUACAAUGCUGUCAUUACUAAAGAGUUUUGUAGCGAUGUUUUAAUGAAAAUUAUUCAACCGAAGAAUAAUCCGUCCCAAGCUUUGCAGGAUCGAGUGUUGGGGAUGAUAAAAACAUUGGCAGAAGACACCAGAGCUUCCCAUAGUGGGCUUAAACAAGUGUAUAUGGAGCUACAAGAGAAAGGAAUCACUUUCCCUGAUAUUAAAGCUUCAGGGUUUCAAAAUCCAGGCUCAAAAUCUGACACAAAGCAAGAAAAACAUAAACACCAUGUUAGGAACCAGCCAUUAGCUACUGCAGGGUCGGUACCUUAUUAUACUGGUGGUGUCAUCAAUCCUAGUCCACAACAGAUAGCUAAAGUAAGGAAAGAUCUUGGAGUCGUGCUGGGUAAUGUGCGCGUGUUUUCCGAUAUGUUGACGCACCUCAACCCACUGAACUGUGACGAUCCAGAUCUGAAGCUUUUACAUGAACUGAACAGAACAUGCAAGGCGAUGCAGCAGAGAAUUGUAGAACUGAUGGAACAGAUUGGGAACGAAGAAAUAACGAUGGAAAUACUGGCUGUCAACGAUGAUUUAAACAAUGUUUUCUUGAGAUACGAAAGGUUUGAAAAGUUCCGAGCGAACCAAGAAACCUUUUCUCCUUCAGUGAUGCCAGCUCCACAUUUUCCCAGUGAUGCCCAUUCAUUUCCCAGUGAUGCGCAACCAGUUUAUGGCAGUGAUGCGCAACCAGUUUACGCCAGUAUUCCACAACCACAUUUCCCCAGUGAUGCCAAACCGCAUUACCCAAACGACUCCCAUUCAUUUCCCAAUCCCACCCAACCCCCUAUACAAGAACCUCCCCCUAGCUACUCAGAAUCCCAACCUGCUGAAGUAAACGACCUAAUCGACCUGAGUGCCGAAGCCACACCAAUAGUUCUACCACCUGUACAACCAGGGGCAUCAAAGGUACCAGAUGAGCUUCUACAACUUAACCUCGGUGCAACGUUUGACCCGUUUGGCACGCGCCAACUUACCCCACCCAACGAAGUCCCCCCAGAGGAAGUCUUACAGCUUGGUUCGUCAGAGCAAGAAAUUGAACAAUGGUUGUCGGGCAACGCUGGUGCUCUUGGUGUCAGCAAUUCAAAUGCAAAACCAAAUUAAAGUUUAUUAUUAUUAUUGUAUUUUACAUAUUAUAUAUAGCAUUGGGUUAAUAGUUUGUAACACUAAUAGUUUUAGAUCACUGCAUGUUUAUUAAUUCAAUAACAUUCUUAAACUUUUGGCGGCUUACACACAAGCACGUUCAACAUUUUUUGGUUGCAAAAAAUGAUUUUGCCGGUGUGUUAAAGUUACGUCACACUUCAUGUUAUGUUUGUGGAUGUUUCGUAUUUUAACUUGUGUUAUAUCUGCCUAUAUGUUAUGUAUAUUAGCAGUAGCAAAUACUGUCAUUAUAUUCUAUCCAGGUGAGGUCCUACAGAUAGGCACAACAGGGAACUGAAGUUUAAAAGUUAGCCCAUUACCCACAAAAAUAUCAGAGUUCAGAACCAACAAGUUGACGUCCCUUUCCAUAACCAACCCCAGCCCUAACUUAACUUUACCUUUGUUUUAAACCUCACCCCACAAACAUAACAAAGACUUCAACACCACUGUUUAUGCUGAAUGUUUGCAUCUAUUCUAAAUCUUGGUUCUAUGAACUAAUUAUCAAUAUUCUGUAUUUUGUCGCUUGUUUAUAAAUUAUAUUGUGUUAUUUUAAAUCUAUUUCAAACCUUAUGUAUAAAAAUUGUAAUUAAAUUUUACUAAUGCACGCUCUGUAAUAAGUAAUAACCCCCGCACCCUAUAUUCAUUUGACAAGUAAUCAUUAUUUAACGUAUAUUCACUUUCCACUUGUAACACGUGCAGUCUUUGGUUAUUCAAUGAAGUGUUUUGAACUUGUGUUAAUUGCUCCCAUAUUUUACA
Ciona intestinalis (vase tunicate) is the source of this 2335-nucleotide messenger RNA. NCBI's taxonomy places the organism in Eukaryota, Metazoa, Chordata, Ascidiacea, Phlebobranchia, Cionidae. The record is from RefSeq and is a predicted model, not a curated record.